AAAUGAGCGCCGUCAGGCACGUUGUCACUCUGAGCGAGCGAGACAGCGGAAAAAGCGCUGGUGUGGGCAGCGCUGCUACAGCGAUGCUACAGUUCGCCUCCUCCUGCCUCAGAGAAAGAGCGUCUCUCAUCUGAACCGCUUCAGCACUUCAUCCGGGCCCGUUUCCUUCCUACACAGCUGACUUUUCAGUACAGCGGAGCUGCAGUUCGCUUGUGUGUGUGUGUGCUGAUCGUUGCGUGUGUGUCUGCUUCCCCCUUUUGCUGUCUCAAUAGGACUUCACCAGCCACCCCUGCUUUGUCUGGGUGUAAUGCUUUGACGGACUGUUCCACCAUCCACCCUCGAGAUGCACAUGAAUAGCUUAUUGAACCAGUGGACUGAGAUCCCCAGGAUGUGUGAAGUGGACGUGUCAUCAGAGCCCACCAGCCCCACUCUGUACGGAGAGUCAUCGGACAAGUACUAUCAUGUUGACCGCUGGCAGAAGCUGCGCACGGCUGUAAGAAAGCUGGAAUUCUGGGAAAACUUUAGCCAUGAGCUGAUUGGCAGUGGAUUCUUCUCUAAAGUGUAUAAGGUGAUGCACAACAACACGCGCAAGGUGAUGGUGGUGAAGAUUUAUAAGAAUGAUGUUGACCAGGACAGCAUUGUGAGGGAGAUCAGCCUGUUACAGAAACUUUCUCACCCCAAUAUAGUGAGGUAUCUGGGGAUCUGUGUGAAAGAGGACAAGCUGUACCCGAUUCUGGAGUAUGUCAGUGGUGGCUGUCUAGAGGAGUUGUUGGCUAGGAAGGAUGUUCCUCUUUGCUGGAGAGAGAAAGUAGACCUGGCCUCAGACAUCACACGAGGAAUGAUCUACCUGCAUUACAAAAACAUCUACCACAGAGACCUCAACUCCAAGAACUGUCUGAUAAGGGUGACUCCCAGAGGCAGAGAGGCUUUGGUCACAGACUUUGGCUUGGCCAGGGAGGUGGUAGAACUUCCUAUGAAAGACAGGAAGCUUUCACUGGUUGGAUCUGCCUUCUGGAUGGCUCCAGAGAUGCUGCGUGGAGAGCCUUACGACCGAAAGGUAGAUGUGUUCUCCUUUGGGAUCGUAUUGUGUGAAAUCCUGGCCAGAAUCCCAGCAGACCCAGAAAUCCUUCCAAGAACUCAGGACUAUGGUUUGGACGUAUCAGCAUUCAGGAACAUGGUUACAGGCUGCCCACAGCGUGUAUUGGACCUGGCGGCCAGUUGUUGUUUGUUGGAAGCGUUUCGGAGGCCCUCGUUCACAGAGUUGCUGGAUGAGCUGUCGGAGAUCGCCGAGACCUUGGAGCCCCCCCCACUUACUGAGCUGACCACCGGCUGAGCUUCACACCAUCUCCACUGUCCCACCAGUCCCACAGGGAACCCACAGUUCUGUACAUAGACCUGAGAACAGCAUAAUAAUGACUUUGACUGCUCAUACCGGGAUCUCUCAGGAUAGAUGAGCUCUGACUUCAAAGAAUGACUCUUCCUUUUGACUUGGAUAGUAUGAGCUGCAUGACAUACAGAGCUACAUCAGGAGACCAAAGGCAAUGUCGUUUAACCUUGCAGAGAGAAUUUUCCUUUACUUUAUCAAUAAGAAUACAGUACAGCAUAAAAUAAGAGGCAGAUCUCAGCUCAGUUGCCUUUCAGAUCUUAAUACUGUUAUGCAGAUGUAGAUGGAGGAGUUGCUGCUCAAUUGAAUGAUGUAUUUCCAGAAUCAUUUCAUACUUCAUGAACAGCAUGUUUCAUGAACAGUUCUUUUUUUAAAGCCUUGAACAGUGAGAUUUGUGACUCAGCAGCACUGAUUGUGUUGCACAGAUUUAUACACCAUUUCCAAUCAAAAGGAUUGCGAACUCUACAGAGAAGAUAACGAUGAUGAUCUGAUAAUGAUGUAAACUGCUCAGAUCUACUGCAAUUGAAAGCUUAGAUGAAUCUGAUAUUUUUGUAUAUUUUUGUACAUACAGUAAUGUACAUAAGUAUUUUGGUACUAAAUCUUCCAUUUAGCUUUUUUGUAUCUUGCUUUUUAUCACAGGUUAGUUGCAGAGUUAGCUUUCUUGUAUGCUAAGAGAAGUCGCACAGAUACACAAGGAUGGAAGUGCUCCUUUUGGUUUGCCUUUGAAAAAGUCACAGUGGGACUGUGAGAGGAACAGCCUCAACUUGUGUUCACACCAGCAUUUGGGGUUUCUAACAUGGAUAGCAAAGCUCUUCUUGACUUUUGUGUUUUUUUUUUAUUUUGUGGAAUAUCAUCUCAACCCUUUGAAAUGUAUGUGCAUUUUUCUUCAUUAUGGUCAAAUUACUUAUUUGUCAAGUUCCUUAGAUAAAAAAGGAGCUUCUGAUCAACAACUACAAGAAAAUCAGGUAUUUGCACAAUAAGGCCAAGUUCAUAAGGACAUUUUGGUAUCUGUCUAAAAUGCAUCUCUUGCCAUGGAAUUUAGUGAGAAUGACGCAUUGACCGAUAGACAUCAACACAUGACAUUGACAAAAAUCCUUAGCUGUACAUUGAAAAAAGGUUCAGCAGAGUUGGACAUUUGAUUAAACAUACUCUUAUGUAAUCAUGUGCCAACCAGUAGGAGAUGGUCUGGGAUGGGCCCUAAGUCAAUCACAUAAGGGUACGCUGAGAUGGCAGAGCAUAUUCCAUUAAGAACAAAAGCUAUAUCCCAGAGCAGGAUGUGGAAAAUUUUCCAAUUUAAACAGAUAAGCUCCUGUCAGUGUUCAGGAGUUAACUAAUCAAAUAAGAGGGUAGGUAGAUUUCAGCUGAAGAGCACACACACACACACACACACACACACGUCUGUUCAGUUUGACAGAUUUUAAAUUUUAAAAAUAUUCAGCUUGAAGAUGGCAUAUGGCAUAUGUGCCCUCGGCUAAGUUGCCAUCACUGAGGAUUGCUGAGAAAUAGACGUUGAGUAUCUCUCACCACUGUGGCUUGGUAAAUCGCUUUGUUUUACUCUGUUUGCUUUCAUUGCCUCCAGAAAGAAUCUAUUUAGUUUGAUUCAUGAUGUUGAACUUCUCACCCAUGAAGAUUCACUCCGUCUCUGCUUUGUCAAACUUCUCUGAGGGUUAUUCCUUGCAGUUCAGACAUGGAGUUUUUGUCGAAUAUGCUGUCUUAAUGCACCUUAAGUGCCACUGUCAGCUCACAUCCAGAGGCGUACAAUCAAACUCUUAAAGAGUUACAGUGACAGCUUUUGAUGAGCUUUAACUUUCAUGCAAGAUGGGUUUUUCACAUUUGCAGCAGUUUCUGGGACCACUUAUCAUUAAUGAUACAUUAUUUCCUACCUAGUAUUUUUUUUAUAAAUUAAAAAACGCAGAUACCAGACUUUCACUCCAGUGAACUUUUUCUUAUUUGUGCAAAUGUUUGAUAAAAUAAUUGAAUUCAUUGAGUAAUAACAAACAAUAACCAGUGUAACACAAAGCCACAGUCACUGGGUAUUGACCCAUUCUGACCAAAUUUAAAAUCACUGACUCCGAGGAUUUCUGCAGUGCUGUGCUGUGUUCGCCCCAGUGUACCAAUUUCUCAAAACCGCUUAUCUUCCAGGUCAAACUUAGAGUUUCCGACUCUAAUUCUAAUCAUUAUUCCUAGUCACCCAAUGAUCUCCACCCACAUUUUUUUUCCGACAAAUAUCAAUAUGUCCAAUAUGAAUGCAGCCUACAAAAUUUGUGCUUGUUCAAAGACGUUACUGUGUGUUACUGGUGCUACUAAGCAGCUGCUCUCUCUGCAGCUUUAGACUUUUGCAGUGCUAUUCGUCCCAUAUUUCUCUUUUCUAUACAAAUCUACUUUGAAAUUAGGUAAAUGAAGCAGCCUGUAAAUUGUAGGUGAUGCUGUAAACAAACAGGUUCAGGCUCUGAGUUGCUUUGGAGAAUCACAUGAAUGGAAAUCACUUGAUAGGAUUGAAUUCUGGUGCAGAAGUUUUGCCUAUUCACACAGAUCCCCAGUUAAUACUAUUAACACGGUGUUAUUAAUACCAUGUUUUACUGUACAAAGACUGUACACUGAAGUACAUGUGCUAUCUGUAUAUUAGAUGCCUUUACUUGAACCCCCAGUAAGUGAAUGUAUAAAUAAGGUAAGGUUGCUACUGGGUCACAACUUUGUUUAUUUCCAAGAUAAUAAUAAUAAACUAAAACAAACGUG
This is a messenger RNA of Pygocentrus nattereri (red-bellied piranha), 4120 nucleotides long. Its product is annotated as PKc_LIMK_like_unk domain-containing protein. Gene Ontology annotation, biological process: protein phosphorylation; actin cytoskeleton organization. The record is from RefSeq and is a predicted model, not a curated record. Gene Ontology annotation, molecular function: protein serine/threonine kinase activity; ATP binding. Gene Ontology annotation, cellular component: cytoplasm; nucleus. The transcript is spliced from 10 exons. NCBI's taxonomy places the organism in Eukaryota, Metazoa, Chordata, Actinopteri, Characiformes, Serrasalmidae. The coding region runs from base 344 to 1333 and encodes 329 amino acids.